AUGAGGCUGGCGUCCGGCCCCCUUGUGGUUGCAGAGCCCGCGAACGGCCAGAGGCUCCGGGGAAGGUUGGCUGUCUUUCUCGCUCAAGACCUGCUGCACAGAGGGAAAUGCAACACCUUUGGAGUAAAUCUGAAGAGGGUGUUCAAGGAGGCCAGUCCCAAUGGGAAGCUCACCGUCUACCUCGGGAAGCAGGACUUCGUGGACCACAUCGAUGUGGUCAAUCCAGUCGUGUUUGCGACCCUGACGUGCGCCUUCCGCUACGGCCGCGAGGACCUGGACGUCCUGGGCCUGACCUUCCGCAAGGACCUCUUCGUCGCCAGCGCCCAGGCCUUCCCGCCGGUCCCCGAGGAGAAGAAGCCCCUCACGCGGCUCCAGGAACGGCUCAUCCGGAAGCUCGGUGAGCAGGCGCACCCCUUUACCUUCGAGGGCUUCGCCUCCAGGCCCUGAGCCAUCCCCGCCGCCCUCCUCUGCACCCUUCCGGCUUUCCUGCGUCCUUCCAGAACUAGGAGCCCAGAAGUGGACACGGGACUCCAGCUGAGGCCUGGCAGUGCUGAGCAGCGGGGGACUGGCCCUUCACAUGCUUCGGAGGGGAUGCUUCUGCUCAUGCAGCCCCAAACGGGACUUACUCUUUUUGCAGCUGCGUCACAUUGUUGGCUCGGGAGCUGCAACAACCCCAAGGGCCUCUCCUUUGCAGUCUUGCUGAGCCAAGUGCCCCCCCUUCUUGUGGUGCUGCGUUUGGCUUCUUUUAUCUAGGUGCAAAGCUAGCUGUGCAGAAAAAGCUACUCCAGGAAGGCUUUUCUAAAAUCGCAUUAUAUUCAGUUGAACCUUAGCCCUAUAUUAGGGUUCGGGGUGUGCACCAGGGUAGGGUUAGAGUUACAAA
Messenger RNA from Varanus komodoensis (Komodo dragon), 880 nucleotides. RefSeq names its product beta-arrestin-1-like. Bases 1 to 447 code for a protein of 148 amino acids. Gene Ontology annotation, biological process: signal transduction; visual perception; G protein-coupled receptor internalization. Gene Ontology annotation, molecular function: G protein-coupled receptor binding. The record is from RefSeq and is a predicted model, not a curated record. The transcript is spliced from 6 exons. Lineage: Eukaryota; Metazoa; Chordata; Lepidosauria; Squamata; Varanidae.